AUGUCCUACUACGUCGCCCCAAGCCAGCAGCGCACUCUUCGCGCCUGCAUGGUUUGUUCCCUCGUUCAGCUUCACAACAAAUUUAUGCGUGAAGGAUGUCCUAACUGCGACAACGUGCUCGGCCUGCGCGGCAACAACGACGCCAUCCAAGAAUGCACCUCUCAGGUCUUCGAGGGCCUCGUUACACUGCGUGAUCCGACCACGAGCUGGGUCGCCAGGUGGCAGCGACUGGACGCCUACGUGCCGGGAACGUAUGCGGUCAAAGUGACGGGUUCGCUCCCCGACGAAAUCAUCGCCAGUCUCGAAGACUCCGGUGUCAAAUACAUUCCUCGGGACGGAAGCACAGGCGAGGAGGAGACUUGA
This is a messenger RNA of Aspergillus melleus, 363 nucleotides long. RefSeq names its product transcription elongation factor SPT4 (gene spt4). The record is from RefSeq and is a predicted model, not a curated record. The transcript has 4 exons. Gene Ontology annotation, molecular function: zinc ion binding; RNA polymerase II complex binding. Bases 1 to 363 code for a protein of 120 amino acids. Lineage: Eukaryota; Fungi; Ascomycota; Eurotiomycetes; Eurotiales; Aspergillaceae. Gene Ontology annotation, cellular component: DSIF complex; nucleus. Gene Ontology annotation, biological process: regulation of transcription elongation by RNA polymerase II; mRNA processing; positive regulation of DNA-templated transcription, elongation.